CAUUCAUCUUCACUCCUGUCUUGUGAUACCCUCCUCCGUUUCCGCCCCCCUUCAACUUACACACGCGACCACCUCAACUCAACCCAAUUCACCUCCAACCCUCAUCACAAACAGUCACAAUGGCGGCCAACAACAUGGCGAACCCCUCCGUGAACCCGGAUCACGAGGACGAGCUCUUCCAGAAGGAGGUUGAGGCUGUCAAGGCCUGGUGGUCCGACUCGCGAUGGCGACACACCAAGCGACCUUUUACCGCCGAGCAGAUCGUCUCCAAGCGAGGAUACCUGCCCAUCAACUACGCCAGCAACGCCCAGGCUAAGAAGUUGUGGAACAUUCUUGAGCAGCGCUUCGAGUCCCGAGAUGCUAGCUACACCUAUGGCUGCUUGGAGCCUACCAUGGUCACUCAGAUGGCCAAGUACCUCGAUACCGUCUACGUCUCUGGAUGGCAAUCAUCUUCUACCGCCUCUGCUUCUGACGAGCCCGGUCCCGAUCUGGCUGAUUACCCCUACACUACCGUCCCUAACAAGGUCGGCCACCUCUUCAUGGCUCAGCUCUUCCACGACCGCAAGCAGCGCCAGGAGCGCCUGAGCGUCCCCAAGGCUCAGCGUGCCAACCUCCUCAACAUUGACUACCUCCGCCCCAUCGUCGCCGAUGCUGACACCGGUCACGGUGGUCUCACUGCCGUCAUGAAGCUCACCAAGCUCUUCAUCGAGAAGGGUGCUGCCGGUAUCCACAUUGAGGAUCAGGCCCCCGGAACCAAGAAGUGCGGCCACAUGGCUGGCAAGGUCCUUGUCCCCAUCCAGGAGCACAUCAACCGCCUGGUUGCCAUUCGCGCGCAGGCUGACAUCAUGGGCUCUGAUCUCCUCGCUAUCGCCCGUACCGACGCCGAGGCCGCCACCCUCAUCACCACCACCAUCGACCCCCGCGACCAUGCCUUCAUCCUCGGCUCCACCAACCCCUCCCUCAAGCCCCUCAACGAUCUCAUGAUCGCCGCUGAGCAGGCUGGCAAGAACGGUGCCCAGCUUCAGCGCAUCGAGGACGAAUGGCUGGCCCAGGCCAAGCUCAGCCGCUUCGACGACGCCGUCGCUGCCGCCAUUGACGCCGGCUCCUACUCUAACAAGGCUGGCCUGAAGAGCGACUAUGCUGCCAAGGCCAAGGGCAAGAGCAACACUGAGGCUCGCGCCAUCGCCAGCCAGAUUCUCGGCCGAGACAUCUUCUUCGACUGGGACGCCCCCCGAACCCGUGAGGGUUACUACCGCCUCAAGGGUGGCUGUGACUGCGCCGUUAACCGCGCCAUCGCCUACGCCCCCUACUGCGACGCCAUCUGGAUGGAGUCCAAGCUGCCCGACUUUGCCCAGGCCAAGGAGUUCGCCGACGGUGUCCACGCCGUCUGGCCUGAGAAGAAGCUCGCCUACAACCUGUCUCCCUCUUUCAACUGGAAGACUGCCAUGCCCCGCCAGGAGCAGGAGACCUACAUCCGCCGCCUCGCUAAGCUCGGCUACUGCUGGCAGUUCAUCACCCUCGCCGGUCUUCACACUACUGCUCUCAUCAGCGACCAGUUCGCCAAGGCCUACAGCACUGUUGGCAUGCGCGCCUACGGCGAGCUCGUCCAGGAGCCCGAGAUGGACACCAAGGUCGACGUUGUCAAGCACCAGAAGUGGAGUGGUGCUACCUACGUCGAUGAGCUCCAGAAGAUGGUCACCGGUGGUAUCAGCUCUACCGCUGCCAUGGGUGCUGGUGUGACUGAGGACCAGUUCAAAUAAACUGGGAGAUGCCUAAUGAAACCAAUGAAAAGAAAAAGAGUACGACUUUCAACGAUGCAUCGGCGAGGAAGAGUACAGUACAGUAGACUAAAAAAAGGACCCAAGGGUUGUUGGUCCACAGACGGAAAGGGAAGCGGCGACAAUGUGCUUUUAGCCAUCAUGUUUUGGACGUUUGAUAUCAUACCGCGGAAAUGGUGUUUGUUUCUGUUUUCAUUAACGUCGCCUGCUUUUCUUAUUACCAUACAAGUUCAUAUACAAACUAGGACAUUUGGUCACUAGAAUUAAAAGAUUUUUUUCAUCUUCA
Messenger RNA from Fusarium vanettenii 77-13-4, 2064 nucleotides. RefSeq lists its product as uncharacterized. Gene Ontology annotation, biological process: carboxylic acid metabolic process. The record is from RefSeq and is a predicted model, not a curated record. The coding region runs from base 120 to 1760 and encodes 546 amino acids. Gene Ontology annotation, molecular function: isocitrate lyase activity. The transcript is spliced from 4 exons. NCBI's taxonomy places the organism in Eukaryota, Fungi, Ascomycota, Sordariomycetes, Hypocreales, Nectriaceae.